ACAUGUGGUUCUGAGAACCCAUUUCGCUUAUACUGUAAUAUAUACUGUACACUACAUACUCUCCCCCCACAUCGCUACAGAUAUUUCCAACUUUCCCAAAGUCUUCGUCUAUGCCAAAGCUCCACCUUUUGCUGAUAUAGUGAAGACCUAUUCGAGUAGAGGAAGUAGAGGAAGAAGAGAACCCCCCAUUUCCAUGAAAAUUUCCAGAUUAGAAGCUCGCUAUCUUGAUUCUUGCCAGAAGCAUGAGGUGCUACCCAACUCUGCAGUGCUAUCCUUGUUUUCUAAGGGCAAUAUCCAAAACUCACUCCAUGAGAAGUGUACUGUAGUGGUUUCAUUAGACCAGCUAAAGGAUGCUGAUAUCUCCCCACUGAUCGAUGUAUUUAUGGCAAGCGACUGUUCUGACAUUGAUGCAGUUGACAUACUUCAUGAAUCACAUUGUGUCUUGAGUAAAGAAAAUAUUACAGCUUUGUUGCGUGUGAUCAAUCUAAAGCUCCGUAUCGUCGAUCUCCUGGAUAUGUCAUUGAAGAAGGACGUGGUGUGGGAUGUUUGCGAUGAUGGCUUGGCUUGUGAAGUCUUGAAUUUGAGGUCUCUCCACAUCCAAAAACUCAACAUGGUUGGAAUAUAUAUGCAGUUACACACCCUUAAUCUGGAUUUUUGUACUUCACUCACCGGCUUACAGAAGGACUGUUUUUCUUGCAUGCCAAAUCUGAUGCGACUCUCAAUGUGUGAGACAAGAGUUGCUAAUCUCUGGACAACUACUGCUGCACUAUUAAAACUCCCUUCUUUGGUGGAAUUACGGUUCCAAAAUUGUUUAUGUUGCAAGGACACUGGAGCAUGUCCUGCAUCAUCUGGUGAGAAAACUAAUUUUCGUUUUUGUGAGAGAACUGGUUCAGCUCAGUUGAAUAUGAGUUAUAACAGAGAGACACCAUCUACUGAUAAAGGAGAUGCUACAUAUGUUUUUAGGACAAAAGAAGCAGUCAGGAACUUGCUUGCUCUUGAUGAUUCAGAAAUAACUUGUGAGACCCAGAGCGGACCUGAUAAUUUUUCAGAGAAUAGGGAAGUAAAACUUUCAAGUUACCUAAAAGAAAUGUGUUUGUUGGAACUAUCAUCUACUAUUCCUGAUUUGAAUGGACAGACCAAAAUGCAAAAUAAGAUUCAAGACAAAGAUGAAUUUACUCUGAGAUUUCAUAAGCAGCUCUUGACAAAUGGCACCAUGUCAUUAACCAUGUAUAAUUCUCAUAAUCCUUCACCCAUAUGCUUUGAGAAACAUUAUAGGGACUACAUGAUUGCUUCAUUGCCUCGUUUAGAAGUUUUAGACAAUAUCCCUAUCAGAAAGAUUGACAGGGAAACGGCCAAGUCAAUCUCUUCAAAAUACUAUGAAUACUUACCUUAUACACGAAAGCUCAAGGAAAGUGUUGUUCAUGUUUUGGAUAAGCGUGAAAUGGGAACAAGUGGUAUUUACUUUCAAAAACCUUUCAAGCCAAAACAGCUAUUUCCUUAUAGAAAUGGUCAACAUUUUUUCUCAAGAUCCCUUAGUGCUGCCAAACUUGGGUCUUCUGCUUGGCCACUCCUACAGCCGGUGUUUAACUUUAGCCACACAUUUAAAGAAGAAAGCAAGAGGCUUCGUCCGAGGCAGUUUGAGUAUCAUCCAUCAAACUCUAGUCUUAUGGCUUUUGGAACUCUGGAUGGUGAAGUAGUUGUUAUCAACCAUGAAAGCGGAAAGACUGUAAGCUAUAUCCCAUCCAUAGGAGCAAUGAACAGCGUUUUGGGGCUGUCUUGGCUCAAGAAGCAUCCAUCCAAGCUUCUUGCCGGUUCUGAUAAUGGUUCGUUGAGGUUGUUUGACAUCAAUCAUAUGCCACCAAAAGUUGCAGAUCUCUGUUGCUAUUCUGCUACCGUAACCUUUGAUGCUUUUGAGCAAUUGACUUCUCUUCAUGUCAAUUCAACGGAUGAUCAGUUUCUUGCUAGUGGAUACUCAAAAGAUGUUGCUCUAUAUGACAUCAGCAGUGGAAAACGUUUGCAACUAUUUACUAAUAUGCACCAAGAACCGAUCAAUGUUGUUAAGUUUGCACACCAUUCCCCUUUUCUAUUUGCUACUUCAUCAUUUGACAAGGAUGUCAAGAUGUGGGAUUUGAGACAGAACCCAGUGCGGCCUUGCUAUACAGCUUCAAGCUCAAGGGGAAACGUGAUGGUUUGCUUUUCUCCUGAUGACCUCUAUUUGCUUGUUUCAGCUGUUGACAAUGAGGUUAAACAACUUCUGGCAGCAGACGGGAGGCUUUACCUAAAUUUUGAGAUAGCUUCAACAGGAAGUGCUCAUAAUUAUACACGUUCCUAUUACUUGAAUGGAAGGGACUAUAUUAUCAGUGGGAGCUGUGAUGAACAUGUUGUUCGCAUCUGCUGUGCUCAAACUGGAAGACGACUUAGGGAUGUCUGUUUGGAGGAUAAGGAAUCAGGAAAUUCUCUGUUUGUACAAUCCUUAAGGGGCGAUCCUUAUAGGGAAUUUCACAUGAGUAUCUUAGCAGCCCCUGUGCGUCCAAGCUCAAAGUGGGAGAUUAUCAAGGUCAAUUUGCUUGCUUCCAGUUGCGAUGCUGAAGAAUAUUCUUAUGGCCAACGUUGCAGUCCUUUCUACGGUCUAGGAGGAUGAUGUAUAUAUCUUUGUCAUGUGCCAUUCAAACCAUAAUUCACGUUUAUAUGCCUAUAUGUACGAGGAGCCAUGUUGUUGUAGCCAUGCUUCCUUAUGUACUGCUGCAUGUCCUUGUUAAUCUGCCAGAACGCCUAAUAGCCUAAUUCACAUGUUGUAAAUCUCAUAACUUUUUGGUUAAUUAUAAGUUCCACACUUGUAAAUAAAUACUGAUUUAAUCGGAUGGUUCCCCUUCAAGCUUUAUGCAGAGACCAUACCGGACUCAAAAUGAGUCCAUAUAUUGUUUAUUGUAGGGUCUAAAUAGAGUUUGUCUUCUGAGAAAGCAAAUUCGCCAUUUCCUUA
Messenger RNA from Alnus glutinosa, 2980 nucleotides. RefSeq names its product protein DWD HYPERSENSITIVE TO UV-B 1-like. Gene Ontology annotation, molecular function: protein binding. Gene Ontology annotation, biological process: cellular response to UV-B. The transcript is spliced from 10 exons. NCBI's taxonomy places the organism in Eukaryota, Viridiplantae, Streptophyta, Magnoliopsida, Fagales, Betulaceae. The coding region runs from base 194 to 2641 and encodes 815 amino acids. Gene Ontology annotation, cellular component: Cul4-RING E3 ubiquitin ligase complex. The record is from RefSeq and is a predicted model, not a curated record.